This is a messenger RNA of Effrenium voratum, 375 nucleotides long. The record is from the annotation of a GenBank genome assembly. NCBI's taxonomy places the organism in Eukaryota, Dinophyceae, Suessiales, Symbiodiniaceae.
AUGGAACAAGCCGGGAAGCGCCUCGGAGUGGCGCCAAAGGCACCUGUGCGCGCAGGCGAUCUGGAGGAGGAGUCCAUUGACCUGGAGAACCGCAAGGCCCUGGAGAGUGCCUCACCUGAGGAGGUGAAGGAGUGGCAGCGGGAGCUCUUGGAGCAGCUGGGCGCCGAGACCUGCGCCUUUCUGAGACGCCGGGGCGCCGAGAAGCGGUGGGCGGAGCCGCAGGUGAAGCCGAGGCCGAAGGAAGAGGAGCUCAAGGAGCCAAAGGAGCUCAAGCCGAAGCCGGAGGAGAGUGUAUCCUCUGUGUCGCUGGAGUUUUCCAUGGAUGGCGUGGAGGCAAUGCGGUCGAGGGUCGGCCUUGUCGCGGAUUGGAAUUAG